Molecule: messenger RNA, 1364 nt
Organism: Candidula unifasciata
Lineage: Eukaryota; Metazoa; Mollusca; Gastropoda; Stylommatophora; Geomitridae
Source: the annotation of a GenBank genome assembly
AUGGAAAGAGACAGAGUCUUAUCUGAUAUUGAAAAGAUGAGCCAUUCCCCUGUAGACACAACAAGGAAAGUGAAACAAGAAUUUGAUAAAAGAUUGACUUCACUUCAAGUAGAACUGAAGAAGAUGCAAAGUGAGCAGAAGAGACACACUAAGAUGCAAAGGAGCAGUUUACAGUAUGAGCAACAUCUGAGGACUCUCCAGCACGAGUUGUCUGACAUGAAGAAGUCCAAGGUCAGACUGAUAAAACAAGUUAAAGAGGAGGUAGAUAAAAACAAAAGAUGUGAAAAUAGGUGUAGCAGAGAGCUUAACCAACUGCGGAAGGAGCAUGUGAGAAUGGAUCAGAUUAUUCAGACACUGGAGAGACAAACAGCCCAGAAAGAUGCAGUGCUGAAACGAAAGCAGGAAGAGGUUGAAGCUCUGAGAAAAAGACAAAAGUCUGUGUGUGCAAAUACUCCCAGAAAGCCAGGAAAAUACCGCAGGUUGUCUAUGACAGCUACUACACAGUUUGGUCAGGAACAAAAGCAACCUGAUUUUUGUCCUAAAAUUGCCAAGCAGAAGUGGGACUCCAUAGAAAAGAAUAUAACGUCUAUGAUUUACAAGCGUCAAACCAUAUCCAUUCUAGAAAGGGACAUGGAUGUUUGGCUGCAGCAACGAGAAAAGUGCACAAAAGAAAUUGAGAAAUACCAGCAACGAAAGCAAGAAGCUGUUGGCUCUAACCAGCUAGAUGAAGUGCAUAAACUGGACAGAAUAAUAGAUGACCUCACUUUGAAAUCAGAACAUGCUCAGGAGAACAUUCUAGAAUGCCAGUCUAAUAUUAUGCACAUGGAAGAAACAAAGGAUGGCAGAGAGGCCAGCUUGGACAUAAAUGUUUACCUGGAAACUAUGUCUUUGGAGGAAUGCAGGUACAUGAUAGCAAAAUUCUAUCAGAGAGCUGUAGACAGGGGUUUGACUGUGGCUCACAAGCAGUCUGAAGUGCAAGAACUGCAAGGGAGACUACACCAGACUGAAGUUAAUAAUCGCCUGCAAGAGAAUGUUCUGCAGCAAAUGAUGGGUGAUAACAUCAGCAUUGAAACAACACACACUGACCUCCAUGAUGGGGAAUCAGUUUCAAGAUCAAUCUCAUCAUCUCCCAUAGAAAGAGUGGGUCUAUUCUUGCAUCCACCAGAACCCAAAGGGGAAGUUAACCAAGCCCAGAGUGGGUCUAUUCUUGCAUCCACCAGAACCCAAAUGGGGAAGUGGGUCUAUUCUUGCAUCCACCAGAACCCAAAUGGGGAGUUAACCAAGCCCAGAGUGGGUCUAUUCUUGCAUCCACAAGAACCCAAAUGGGGUGUUAACCAAGCCCAGAAUGGCUACCAGGCAAGCAU